Messenger RNA from Ficedula albicollis (Collared flycatcher), 690 nucleotides. Its product is annotated as ribosome production factor 2 homolog. Bases 66 to 338 code for a protein of 90 amino acids. The record is from RefSeq and is a predicted model, not a curated record. Lineage: Eukaryota; Metazoa; Chordata; Aves; Passeriformes; Muscicapidae. Gene Ontology annotation, molecular function: rRNA binding. Gene Ontology annotation, cellular component: nucleolus. Gene Ontology annotation, biological process: maturation of LSU-rRNA from tricistronic rRNA transcript (SSU-rRNA, 5.8S rRNA, LSU-rRNA); ribosomal large subunit assembly. The transcript is spliced from 2 exons.
UUUCUCCUCCUAGAGUGCUUCUGAAGAAAUCUGGCUGUAAAAUACCCAGAAUUGAACUGGAAGAGAUGGGACCUUCAUUAGAUCUGGUUAUGAGGAGGACACAUUUAGCCUCAGAUGACCUUUAUAAGCUGUCUUUGAAACAGCCAAAAGGCCUGAAGCCUAAGAAGAAAAAGAAUAUCUCCCAUGAUGUGUUUGGUACAACUUAUGGUCGAAUCCACAUGCAGAAGCAAGAUCUUAGUAAACUGCAGACACGGAAAAUGAAAGGCUUAAAAAAGAGGCCAGCAGAGAAGUCAGCUGAAGAUGGUGGGGCUACUCCCAAAAAGUCAAAGUCUGCUUGACAGUCUGGGACAGCUUUGAAAACUCUUUGUACUUUCAAGUUUAGAAUAUAUGUUGUAAUAUAAAUUGUCAGACAUAAAAGACUGAGCUGCUGUUAGCUUUAGUUUUGUAACAAAAAAACUUUUUGAUAAUUUGUCAUUUUGAAGGGAACAUUGGGGUAUUGAGCUUUAACAUAGAGCUUGGUUAUUUAAAAUAAAAAACAUUUUAAAACUAAGAAAGUUUUCCAAAGCUGGGCAUUUGUUUCUGGGUAUUAGCAAUAUAUGGGAGUCAAACAGGUGACUCAUUUCCUGGACAGUUUCACAGAGUGGAUUCAAAGGGACUUUAAAGAUCAUCUGGUUCCAGCCCCCUUGCAGU